AUGGCAUUAAUCGAACGGUCCAUAUUACAAAAAAUUAAGGAAGUUAUAUCCUCCCACUUAAAAGAUUAUAAUUCAUUUACAGCUUCCGAACUAGUAAGAAACAAUCCACCAACAUGGUAUUGCGAGAAUAAAAAACUAGUUUAUAAUAUGGCAUGUCCAAAUGGUGCUGAUUCAUUUCAUGGAACUUUAAAGUAUACACAAUGGACACAAUUUGACUUACCAAAAAGUUUUAAUGUUGAAGAAAGGAAUGGGAUUGGAGGUGGAAGGAAAGGAAAAUUAGAGAUUGAAGUAUUAAAUGAU
Molecule: messenger RNA, 300 nt
Organism: Racocetra persica
Lineage: Eukaryota; Fungi; Glomeromycota; Glomeromycetes; Diversisporales; Gigasporaceae
Source: the annotation of a GenBank genome assembly